This is a messenger RNA of Raphanus sativus (radish), 2326 nucleotides long. RefSeq names its product rhamnogalacturonan I rhamnosyltransferase 1. NCBI's taxonomy places the organism in Eukaryota, Viridiplantae, Streptophyta, Magnoliopsida, Brassicales, Brassicaceae. Bases 529 to 2061 code for a protein of 510 amino acids. Gene Ontology annotation, cellular component: cytoplasm. The record is from RefSeq and is a predicted model, not a curated record. The transcript has 8 exons.
UUUAUUUUCCUUCCUUCCUUGGUACAUACUAGAAAACCAUACUCUCUCUCUCUCUCUCUCUCUCUUCUCCCUAUAUCUCCGACGUCCAUUCAUCUCGAUUCUCCGGUGAAAUCUCAACGGAGAAUCUCAAACACCAGUUAAAUCAAAGUAUUUUAUUUUUUUCUGCUGCUACUUUGAUUUAAAAGGGUUGGUCGCCAUUGCUUAAUUCCAAACGCUUCUCUCAUUGUGUCUGUUACUUGAAGUCUUACCUUCAUCAGUUGUUCUGGGUUGCUGCUGAGAGUUUUAAAGUUUCCAUUUUUAAAACCUAAAGUUUCUUCUUUUAUUUCAUUUUUAUCCUAAUUUAACUGUGCAAGAUCUGGGUUUCCGCCAGAUCAUGGCGACGAUUGUGGGUACUUAGAAAAAACAGUUUUUUUUCGAGGUUUGGUUAAUGCUCAUAGAGAACCCCAUUAAGUGUUCGAUGAAAUGCCUCUGAGAGAAUGAAUCUCUUGUGAGAAGAAAGGGGAGGUAGUAGUUAGGUGAUUAGCCAACAUGUGUAAAACGGACAAGUUUGUUUACCACAGGAAACUCUGGGAGAUGAAGGUUAGACUUUUAGGAGAGACCAAGGUUGAGAAACUCAGGAACUCGUUUGUCUCCAGGUCUCGUAUGAGCUUAUGGAUGAUUCGUGCUGUUACCGUUUUGUUGCUCUGGAGCUGUUUCGUUCAUUUGAUGGCUUUGGGAGAGAUGUGGGGUCCGAGAUUGUUCAAAGGCUGGCCUUCUUGUUUCAAUCAACAUGAUCUGUCCACUGUUGCAGCAGACAUGAGGUCUCUUCCUGCUAAAAUUGCUCUUCCCCUAAAAGUAAGGGUAUACCAGAACAAUGGUUAUCUUAUGGUUUCUUGCAAUGGAGGACUCAAUCAAAUGCGAGCAGCGAUAUGCGAUAUGGUAACCGUUGCAAGAUUCAUGAAUGUCACACUUGUUGUGCCUGAGCUUGACAAAACCUCGUUCUGGAACGAUCCCAGUGAGUUUAAAGACAUAUUCGAUGUGGACCACUUCAUAACUUCGUUAAGAGAUGAAGUCCGUAUACUUAAAGAGUUGCCUCCAAGGGUUAAGAAAAGAGUUGAGCUUGGAAUGUACCACGAAAUGCCUCCUAUCAGUUGGUCAAACAUGUCUUACUACCAAAACCAGAUCCUUCCAUUGGUGAAGAAGCAUAAGGUGUUACACCUUAACAAAACCGACUCACGACUCGCUAAUAAUGGACUGCCUCUGGAGGUUCAGAAGCUGAGGUGCAGAGUGAACUUUAACGGGCUCAAGUUCACUCCUCAAAUUGAAGAACUAGGUAGACGAGUGGUCAGUAUUCUGAGAGAGAAAGGUCCCUUUCUCGUCCUGCAUCUCAGAUACGAGAUGGAUAUGUUAGCAUUCUCCGGUUGCUCACAUGGUUGCAACCCCGAGGAAGAAGAAGAACUAACAAGAAUGAGAUAUGCUUAUCCAUGGUGGAAAGAGAAAGUCAUAAACUCUGAGGUGAAGAGGAAAGAAGGCCUUUGCCCUUUAACUCCUGAGGAAACUGCUCUCACGCUGACCGCGUUGGGCAUUGAUCGUAACGUUCAGCUUUACAUAGCUGCUGGUGAAAUCUACGGUGGUGAGAGGCGGAUGAAGGCUUUAACAGACGCUUUUCCAAAUGUGGUCCGGAAAGAAACGCUACUCGAUUCCUCUGAUCUUGAUUUUUGCCGGAAUCAUUCAUCUCAAAUGGCUGCACUUGAUUACCUAGUGGCUGUGGAGAGCGAUAUGUUUGUUCCAACUAAUGAUGGGAACAUGGCAAGAGUCGUUGAAGGUCAUCGCAGGUUCUUGGGGUUCAAGAAGACAGUUCAGCUGAAUAGGAAGUUCCUAGUUAAGCUGAUAGAUGAAUAUACCGAAGGGUUGUUGACUUGGGAUGUGUUCUCUUCCAUGGUGAAGGCGUUUCACUCUACUCGGAUGGGAAGCCCGAAGAGACGGCUAGUGAUUCCAAAUAAACCAAAGGAAGAAGACUACUUCUACGCUAACCCGCAGGAAUGUCUGCAGCUGUUAGAUGAACCAUUGAGAGUCAUUUGAAGAAGGUGACUUCACCAUUGGGGAGAGAACGGGUGAACAUGUGGGUUAAAAAAGCUCUAGUUUACAGUCUGAAAGAUGAAGUUACAGUUGUGUGUUUUUACAGAUUUUAAGUUACUUAGGGUUCUUGGUAAAUAGAUUUCUGAAAAAGCUUCCAUGGAUGGAGAGGAAAAAAAUGUUGAUUUGAAGCUUAUAUUGUAAAGUUUGGCAUCCAUGGCCUUGCCAGUUUUGUUAGCUAAAUAAAAAGUGCCAUUUUAUGUACAUUAAA